Messenger RNA from Megalops cyprinoides (Indo-Pacific tarpon), 1659 nucleotides. It is a transcript of the gene mmp30, whose product is annotated as matrix metallopeptidase 30. Gene Ontology annotation, cellular component: extracellular matrix. The transcript is spliced from 10 exons. NCBI's taxonomy places the organism in Eukaryota, Metazoa, Chordata, Actinopteri, Elopiformes, Megalopidae. The record is from RefSeq and is a predicted model, not a curated record. Gene Ontology annotation, biological process: extracellular matrix organization; collagen catabolic process; proteolysis. Bases 46 to 1515 code for a protein of 489 amino acids. Gene Ontology annotation, molecular function: zinc ion binding; metalloendopeptidase activity.
UGGAGGAAGAGUCUUUCUUCUCUGCAGAAGAAGAGGUUAGCAGCAAUGGAUCGGCACGUGGUUUCAGCACUGAUCGCUGUGGUGGUUUUCACUCUCUGUCAGGCUGCCCCAACUGCGAGUAACGGCGACACUCUGUCCCCCGAGGAUCAGGCAAAAGCAGAGGACUAUCUGACGCUGUUCUAUCCAGAUGUUCCAUCCAAUGGCUCAAACACCAGGCGGAUCUCUUUGGACUUUAAAGAGAGGCUGAAGUCGAUGCAGGAGUUCUUCGGCCUGGAGGUGACCGGGAAGCUCGACUCCAACACCCUGGAAGUGAUGAAGAAGCCGCGGUGUGGAGUCUCUGAUGUCAGCAGAUAUGGACACUUUUAUGGGAAGCCUAAAUGGGAGAAGAGCACAGUUACAUACAGAAUAACCCAGUACACAUCAGACUUGAGACAGAGAGAGGUGGAUGCCACCAUUGCCCAGGCAUUCAAACUGUACAGCGAUGUAAUCCCUUUGAAGUUCCAGCAAAUCUACAGCGGCACUGCAGACAUCAUGAUCCUGUUUAAAGGCGGAGAUCAUGGGGAUUUCUACCCAUUUGAUGGGCCUAGUGGUGUCCUGGCCCACGCUAACUCUCCUGGGGAGGGUCAAGGUGGAGACACACACUUCGAUGAGGAUGAGCAGUGGACCCUCAGUCAGAGAGGAGUAAAUCUGCUGUUGGUGGCUGCCCAUGAGUUUGGUCAUGCUCUAGGGCUUGAUCACUCAAGGGACCGGAAUGCACUGAUGUACCCCACCUAUCAGUAUGUGAACACAAGAGGCUAUCAGCUACCUCGGGAUGACAGACUGGGAGUCCAAGCUUUAUAUGGUGUUCGGACACCAGUUGAGCCUAAGCCUGAGCCCAAGCCUGAGCCUAAACCUGACCCUAAACCAGAGCCCAGACCAGACCCCAAACCAGAACCCAAACCAGAACAAUGCAACCGAAACCUGGUUUUCGAUGCUGCUACCAGCAUUAGAAGAGAGCUUUACUUCUUCAAAAAUGGGUACUACUGGAAGAAAAGUGGCUAUUACCGUGGUGUCCAGUUAAAGACAGUGAAAUCCACCUGGCCUCCCAUUCACUCUGUAGAUGCUGCUUAUGAGUUCACAGGCAAAGAUGUUGCCUUUCUUUUCAACGGUAAAGAGUACUGGGGGGUAAGAGGUAGUACGAUUCUACCUGGCUAUCCCAAACCCAUCUCUAACUUCGGCUUCCCCUCAUGGGUCACCCAGAUAGACUCAGCUGUCUAUGUGGCCUCAACUGGAAGAACUCUCUUUUUUGUUAAAAACAGAUAUUGGAGCUUUAAUGAAAGGAGAGGCAAAAUGGACCAUGGGUAUCCCAGAUACAUCGCACAAGAUUUCCCAGGAAUUGGCUCAAAGGUGGAUGCUGCUUUUGAGAACUAUGGCUACCUUUACUUCUCAGAUGGUGCUCGGCAGAGUGAAUACCACUAUAACUCAAGAAGAGUGAUCCGUGUGCUUUUGAACUACGGUUGGCUGGACUGCUACUAAAAUGAGAUCUUUUUCCUGGUCUGAAUGACACUAAAAGUAUGUAUUUAUUCAGAUUUGUAUUGUUAUAACUAAAAACAAUGGUACUUCAAUGUGUCUGUGAAUAGAUUUGACCUCAAAGGUUCAAUAAAGUAUUUUUCCAUCAAA